AUGCUGAAAAGUUUUACGGCUCUGAGCACUGCUUAUGGUAUAGAUCAUGAGCCAAUAGCUGUUAAAGAGUUCGGAGAAUCGUUAGAAAUAGAUAUAAAGCCGUGCGGAUUUUUUGUGGAUGAAAACGACUAUUAUCUUGGGGCAGCACCGGAUGGACUUGUAGAGCCAAAUGAAAUGGCAGGAACACGAGGAAGGAAAAUAUUGGAGAUGGUGUAUAAAAUCAAUACCACAUCCAAUGACCGUCAAAACGACGAAACUAUAGUAGACUUAAAUCAGGUUCCACCACAACAAGAUAUACUUUACUAUUCAAACGAAAGUUCAGAGUUUAACUCAACAUCAGCUACCGAUCAAUUAUCCAAUUCUGAAAUACUGAAGAGAGAAACAAAUUUGCAUCAGAUGCCACCUGAAGAUGAAAACACUUUGCCUUCAACAUCUACUCAUCAAUCGUCAUCAUCAGAUUCAGAUUCUGAUUCAUCCUCAUCAGAUUCCUGCAGUUCAAGCGAGGACUUUUCACGUGACGACAGCUUGAAAGAUCCCAACUAUAAUGAUUCUUCAUCUUCUUCAUCCUCUGAAGUAAUACCUGAAGAAGUAGAAUUACAGAAAAAAAGAAAAAGGAAGGCUGACCAAAACACAUGGGAGAAAACUGCUGCCAAGAUUCGCCGUAAUUCUGGGAAAGAAUAUGUAUCCAGUUCUAAGAGCAAGAGGAUUUAUGGUGCUAAAAAAAUUGGAAAGGCAUGCACUAAUAAAUGUAGACUAUAG
Ceutorhynchus assimilis (cabbage seed weevil) is the source of this 759-nucleotide messenger RNA. The record is from the annotation of a GenBank genome assembly. Lineage: Eukaryota; Metazoa; Arthropoda; Insecta; Coleoptera; Curculionidae.